Bursaphelenchus okinawaensis is the source of this 1594-nucleotide messenger RNA. The record is from the annotation of a GenBank genome assembly. Lineage: Eukaryota; Metazoa; Nematoda; Chromadorea; Rhabditida; Aphelenchoididae.
AUGUGGACACUGAGUUUUAUACAAGAAACGGAGCAGAAUCUGUAGGUUUUACUAUGUUUUUGUUUUUAGAUUUAGGUAAUAUGUCAAUGUGUGGUUAAACUGCCGACAGAAUAUGUAGUAGUUUCUGAAAGUUUAGGUUACGUUUUUUUGGAGAAUAAUGUCUAUAAUUUUUAUAUAGUAUUAAAAGCUUGUUGUUUUAAUUGAAAGUAUAUUGAUUUUUUUAGUGUUGGUAUACGAUGCCCGUUGAGUCAGUUCAACCCAUUUCGCAUCAUCUCACAUUUUAAUUUUUGUUACAUUGUUAUUGCAUUUUUGGCUCCUGGUAAUUAUUUUUUACAAAUAUGCAAAUUUUAUUGAUUUUUAAUAAUUUUUUCUGAUCUUGAUGCUCAUACUUUAGUUUGGUCGCAUUACGAGCGGUUGUUCGUUUCAGCUCGGUCCGUCAUGUGGAAAAAACGGCUGUCUCGAACUAGAACUGAUGCGAAUACAAAUGCUAAAGGAACAGAACUGCCUCAAGUUCAGAAGAAAGCACCAUUAUCGUAAGUUUUUGUUAUUCUUAACAAACAUUGGAAAAUUUUGACCUAGCAAAAAAGACUGAUUUUAAAUUUCAGUUUUUCGAUUGUGCGGCCUGCGAAUGUCAAUGUGCAGGUUGCGGCAACCAAUUACAUUUUUUUUUGUUUUUGAGCUUUGAAUUGAAUAGAAAAUAUGUAUGCUAAAAUUUCUUUUACACUAGGAAAAUUAAAUUAAAAAAGAAACUUUUUCAGUCGUCGCAAAACUGGAGGUACCGUGUCUCUGCCCGAUGGUUUAGCUCCAGGAUUAGCUGAAAAAGCGGCCAAACACCCGGAAUUGGCGGCUAAGUUGAUCGCGAUGAGUGGCUUUGCUGAAUAUCUGACGAAAGUGAAUGUGGACGGACUGAAAGUAGAAUUUCUGAAGUUGCGUAGCACAAAAAUCGCGUCCACUCAAAGCGCGUUUAUGGCUAACCAAAGAAAAUGUCGCUACAAAGGUAAAGUUGUCAAGGGUAUUUUAUAAAUUUACGUUACUAUUUUAUAGUUUUUUGGCAAAGCUGGUUGCAAAAGUAGGUUACAUAUAAGUUAUUGUAAGUAUAGAUGGAGAUGAAUUAAGUAUAAGUUAUUAAGGUUAUUGUAAAAAAUUUUAACAGUCUGAUUACGCUUCGCUAAUUAAAAGGUCAUUUCAGACGUGGGUUGCGCUGAUGAAACAAGAGCUGUGCUAACCGCAAACUACGUCAAAAACGAAGAAAUGAAGAACACGUUUAUUGCUUGUCAAGUAAGUUACUAAUCUUUUCUUUUUAUUGGUAUUUUUUCUUUUUUUAUCUUAUGCCUUAAGGGUGGUCAAUUUUUUGAGAUUACUUAAUCCGACAGUUGACUUAUUCACCCUCUCAAUUAUAUUGUUAUUUUUUUAUUUUUUAUUAUUGCAGGGGCCCGUAAAAGUUACUGUAGAGGACUUUUGGACCAUGGCAUGGCAGGAAAAUUGUUCACAUUUUUAUGUUGUGUAAGUUUGUGGAGAUCAAAAGGCCAAAAUGUUAUCCGUAUUACCCUGUCAAAGUCAAGGAUACCCUUAUAGCCGGCCCAUUCAGCAUUAA